This is a messenger RNA of Suillus clintonianus, 978 nucleotides long. RefSeq lists its product as uncharacterized. The transcript has 15 exons. The record is from RefSeq and is a predicted model, not a curated record. NCBI's taxonomy places the organism in Eukaryota, Fungi, Basidiomycota, Agaricomycetes, Boletales, Suillaceae. Bases 1 to 906 code for a protein of 301 amino acids.
AUGACCCUCUAUACGCCAGCUGAAAUCGCAGUAGGACAUUCUCUUUUGAAUCUAAACUACGCUUAUGUGUCCGCAACUGUAAUAUGGGUCUAUGACUAUAUCAUCAAAUUCGAUGAUGAGCUGGCAUAUCUUCGCAAGUCGAGGUGGGGGGCGGUCAAGAUGUUGUAUCUGGUGUGCCGCUAUCUGCCAUUUGUGCUGUUAGCGACAGAUACCUACCAGGUUUUGCAACCCGCCUUGCCACUGAGUCUAUGCGAGACAUACUUCGUGAUGAACUCGUGGCUUGAGGGAAUUACGUUGGUAACUGCGGAAAGUAUGUUCAUAUCGAGAACGUACGCCAUCUGGGGAAGAAGCAGGAGGAUAUUGAUCAUUCUCACAUGUAGCGCUGUCGCAAUUAUGAUUCCAGUUGGUUAUCUCAUGACUAACUUUGGCAACUCAACGGAAAUAACUGAACCUCCGAUACCCAACAUCACCAGCUGUUAUAAUGUCGGCGGAAGUCGCAUCAUUGUUGUAGCCUAUGUCUUGCUAGUGGUUGGCGAGUUUGAAAUUCUAUGUUUCACGCUAUACCGCUCGAUCAAACAUUACAAAGGCCUUACAAGCCGCAAUCACCUGCUCAGUAUUCUCAUUCAGCACAACAUAUUCUAUUUCAUCUGCGGACUUGUCUUUUCACUCCUUCUCAUCCUGACCCUAGGGUUUCUUCCCCUUGUGUACGGCGACAUGAUUUCGAACGUGCAGGCAACGGUACAUGCCCUUCUCAUUACACGGAUGCAUCUUGAGCUCUGGAAAUCGGAUCGUGGACGGGGAUUGGUCCUCGGUGAUAGUAUAGCCCUAGAUACAUGGCAACAAACUCCUAGAAGUCGCGAUGAGGAUUGGUGUGGAGAUGUUUUGGAAAUAGGACCUAGUCUUUAGUAGCUUCCAGCAGGUUGUGCAACUAUGUACACUGGUGCUAGUGACUAUGUUUAGCUGUAACUUUGCAGAUGC